GGUCAUGCCUAAUCUGUGUGCACCUGUGCUAUUGGGGCUGGACUUCCAGAGCCAUCUCGAAAGUGUGACUAUGGUAUACGACGGGCCCCUCCCACCACUCACUGUCAAGAAUCCUCAGUUUUGUGGGACUUCUUCACAUACCCCGCUACUGACCACACACACACACGGACACACACAUCCCAUCCAGAACCAAGCCAACAGCUGCGCUACCGACACUUGCAGCCUCUCCACUCUCAAGAUCCCUCCCCCACCGCUGUUCGCCAACCUGACCCCCGACUGUAAACCUGUGGCAACCAAAAGCAGGAGGUACAGCGCGGGGGACCGGGCCUUCAUUCAGUCGGAGGUGCGGCGGCUGCUCAGGGAGGGGAUCAUUGAGCCGAGCACAAGCCCUUGGAGGGCCCAGGUGGUUGUUGUUCGGACUGGGCAGAAAAAUAGGAUGGUGGUGGACUAUAGUCAAACCAUCAAUAGGUUUACGCAGCUUGACGCAUACCCCCUACCCCGCAUCGCGGAUAUGGUCAACCAGAUUGCUCAGUAUAAGGUGUACUCGACAAUAGAUCUGAAAUCCGCUUAUCACCAGCUCCCCAUCUGCCCAGAGGACCGCCCCUACACCGCCUUCGAGGCGGGCGGCCGGCUCUAUCACUUCCUGCGCGUCCCUUUCGGUGUCACGAAUGGUGUCUCUGUCUUCCAGAGGGAAAUGGACCGGAUGGUGGACCAGUACCAACUGCAGGCCACAUUUCCCUAUCUGGAUAACAUCACCAUCUGUGGUCAUGACAGGCCAGAUCACGACGCCAACCUCCAACGGUUUCUCCAAGUGGCCGCAGCUCUGAACCUUACUUAUAACAGGGACAAGUGUGUUUUUGGCCCUCAGACGGUGCCUGGGGUUUUUUCCUAUUACGCCCAAUGGGUCCCCCAUUACGCAGACAAGGCUCGCCCCCUGGUCAAGUCUACCUCGUUUCCCCUCUCUGCUGAGGCCUGCGCGGCCUUCAACUGCAUUAAAGCGGACAUUGCCAAAGCUACGAUGCAUGCAGUGGACGAGACCGCUCCCUUCCAAGUGGAGUGUGAUGCCUCCGAUUUUGCUCUGGCUGCUACCCUUAAUCAGGAAGGCAGACCAGUAGCAUUCUUUUCUCGCACCCUCCAAGGCUCUGAAAUUCGGCACUCCGCGGUGGAGAAAGAAGCCCAGGCCAUAGUGGAGGCUGUUAGGCACUGGAGGCACUAUCUUGCUGGCAAAAGAUUCACUGUGCUGACCGACCAGCGCUCGGUUGCGUUCCUGUUCAGCAACCAACAGCGGGGCAAGAUCAAAAAUGAUAAGAUUUUGCGGUGGAGGAUAGAACUCUCCACCUACACCUAUGAUAUCCUGUACCGGCCUGGCAGACUCAAUGAGCCCCCUGAUGCCCUAUCCCGGGGAACAUGUGCUAGCACACAGCUCGACCAGCUGUACGCCCUUCAUGCACAACUUUGCCAUCCGGGGGUCACCCGAUUUUACCAUUUUGUGAAAGCUCGGAACCUGCCGUACUCCCUGGAGGACAUCAGGACGAUGACCAGGGACUGCCAAAUUUGUGCCGAGUGCAAACCGCACUUCUACUGUCCUGACACGGCACAACUUGUCAAGGCCACCCGCCCUUUUGAACGCCUGAUUGUUGACUUCAAGGGCCCCCUUCCCUCCACUGACCGCAAUGUCUAUUUUCUCAGUGUUAUUGACGAGUUCUCACGGUUCCCCUUUGCCAUCCCCUGCCCCGACACCACUGCCACGUCCGUCAUAAAAGCCCUGCGCCAGCUCUUCACUCUGUUCGGGUAUCCCUGCUAUAUCCACAGUGAUAGAGGGUCCUCCUUUAUGAGUGAGGAGCUGCGCCAGUACUUGCUAGCUAGGGGCAUUGCUACCAGUCGGACCACGAGUUAUAAUCCCCGGGGUAAUGGCCAGGUAGAGCGGGAGAAUGCCACAGUGUGGAAGGCCACACUUUUAGCCCUUAAGUCCAAAGGGUUGCCGGUCUCUCGAUGGCAGGAGGUCCUCCCUGAGGCACUGCACUCUAUCCGCUCUCUGUUAUGUACGUCCACCAAUGCCACCCCUCACGAACGCCUAUUCUCUUUUCCCAGGAAGUCUGUCACUGGGACCACCCUACCAGUUUGGCUGACGUCCCCGGGGCCAGUGCUGCUCCGGAAACAUGUGAGGAGCAAUAAAUACUCCCCGCUGGUGGAGAGGGUUCACCUUCUACAUGCGAACCCCCAGUAUGCUUACGUGGUCUUACCUGAUGGGCGGGAGGACACGGUCUCCAUCCGCGACCUGGCACCCGCAGGUGCAGCAGACCACUACCCUGAAGGCUCUCCGGUAACUGUGAACCCUGCACCAGAGGUGACACCGUACUCACCAGGCCCUACACAGACUCCUCACGACACUUGUAUACCGGGCGUUUCGUACGCAUUUAUACCAGGCGCCUCGCACAUGCAUGAGGGAUCACCGGCGCCUAGUGGGCAAGAACACGCGCAACCCCCGUCCCCUGUGCAAUCGCCAAUGUUGCCGGCACCUAUGCGGUCACAGCCGGUGCUACGUAGAUCGCAGCGACAGAUUCGACCGCCUGAUCGGCUUGACUUGUAAGAACCUUCGCUACAUGAGGACUUUUUCAAACGAAGGGGGGGUGAAUGUGGUGAACUAUGUGCCUGUCGGGACACGCCCCUGCUGACUGCUCCUGUGGCUCCUCCCACAGGCCCCUGUAUAAAGGAGACCUGCGGCCUGAAGAUCGGCCUCAGUCUCCAGGACCUUGUAUGAUAGACACUCACUCCUGGUUCCUUCUUCCAGUCAAUAAAAGCCGAUAUCUCGCCUACGU
This is a messenger RNA of Hypanus sabinus (Atlantic stingray), 2819 nucleotides long. RefSeq lists its product as uncharacterized. The transcript has 2 exons. The record is from RefSeq and is a predicted model, not a curated record. Gene Ontology annotation, molecular function: nucleic acid binding. Gene Ontology annotation, biological process: DNA integration. Lineage: Eukaryota; Metazoa; Chordata; Chondrichthyes; Myliobatiformes; Dasyatidae. Bases 5 to 2590 code for a protein of 861 amino acids.